Messenger RNA from Ahaetulla prasina, 2695 nucleotides. RefSeq names its product RNA polymerase III subunit C (gene POLR3C). Gene Ontology annotation, molecular function: single-stranded DNA binding. The transcript has 15 exons. Gene Ontology annotation, biological process: DNA-templated transcription. Lineage: Eukaryota; Metazoa; Chordata; Lepidosauria; Squamata; Colubridae. Gene Ontology annotation, cellular component: RNA polymerase III complex. The record is from RefSeq and is a predicted model, not a curated record. Bases 277 to 1878 code for a protein of 533 amino acids.
ACCGAGGGAAGGGCUUGAGGCCUAGGUGGAGAAACCGUCAAAGAAGCGGAAAAAAAGAAGCGUGGGGGGAUUUUUUUUUCCUCCCCCCUCCCUGCCUGCACGCUGAAGGUCUCCGGCCAAGAAGAGGAAAAAAACCACGGAGGAGAUGCAGAGCUGGUGAAUUAUACUGAACGGUGGAAUAUUAAUUCCUGUUUUGGACCGUUGUUUAUUAAUUUGGAGAAGCUUAUACAUUUUAUUGCCAUCAAUUAUACAUAACCCAUAUCAUUGUCCAGCAAGAUGACCCAGGCUGAAAUCAAGCUUUGUUCUCUCCUGCUCAGCGAACAUUUUGGUGAAAUUGUGGAAAAGGUUGGAAUGCAGCUCAUCCGUAUGGGUGGACAGACAUUAUGGAUGAUUUCCCAAAACACAGGCACGUCACUCGAUCAGGCCCGGAAAGCUCUCUGUGUCCUCAUUCAACACAACUUGGUGAUAUUCCAGCAGCAGAAGCGAGGCCAGGUCGAGUAUGAAGCCCAAUGCAGCCGAAUUCUGCGGAUUCUUCGGUAUCCCCGCUACAUCUACACAGCUAAAACUCUCUAUAGCGACACAGGGGAACUGAUUGUGGAGGAAUUGCUACUCAACGGUAAAAUGACCAUGAGUGCCGUAGUGAAGAAGGUGGCUGACCGGUUGACCGAGACCAUGGAAGAUGGGAAAACAAUGGAUUACAGCGAAGUCUCUGCCACCUUUACUUGCCUGGCAGAUACGCAUUUUGUUCAGAGAUGCCCUUCGCCGCCCGAAGGUUCUGAGUCUACCGAAACCCGGCCUUCUCCCACGCCUACGUUGGCCUUUAAUGAGAAGGAUAUGUAUGCUGUUCCGAAGCUGAACCUCAUCGGGAAGGGAAAGCGGAAGCAUUCGGACAACGGCAAGGACGACGGUGAAAGAGGCGGAAAACGAUUCAAGCAAGACGCCGAAAGCAACGAGCCUUCUGCAGACAGUGGAAUCUUCUGGCAAGUCAACAUCGACCGUUUCCAUCAGCACUUCCGGGAUCAAGCAAUUGUCAGUGCCGUGGCCAACAGAAUGGACCAGACCAGUAGCGAAAUUGUCCGGACUAUGUUGCGAAUGAGUGAAGUCACAACCUCUUCUAAUGCCCCCUACACUCAGCCGCUCUCUUCCAACGAGAUAUUCCGAUUGCUUCCGACCGGUUACAACAUCUCCAAGCAGAUUCUUGAUCAGUACCUAACCUUGCUAGCAGAUGACCCGCUGGAGUUCGUUGGGAGAUCAGGCGACAGCGGUGGAGGGAUGUAUGUGAUCAAUCUUCACAAGGGCCUGGCCUCUCUAGCCACCGCAACGCUGGAGUCCAUUGUGCAGGAAAGAUUUGGGUCCCGCUGUGCCCGCAUUUUCCGCCUUUUAUUAAGAAAGAGGCACCUGGAGCAGAAGCAGAUCGAGGACUUCGCCAUGAUCCCGGCCAAAGAAGCCAAAGAAAUGAUGUACAAAAUGUUGUCGGCCAAUAUCGUAGCUCUGCAGGAAAUCCCCAAAACUCCAGAUCACGCCCCUUCCCGGACUUUCUAUUUAUACACAGUCAAUACUCUCUCGUCUGCCCGGCUGCUCCUCCAGCGCUGUUAUAAGUGUGUGGCCAACCUGAUAGAACGGCGACUCCACGAGACCAAGGAGAACCGGCGUCUGCUGGAGAAGAGCCAGCGGGUGGAGGCCAUCCUUGCUUCUGUCCAGGCCACGGGGGCUGAGCAGGCACAGCUGCAGGAGAUUGAGGAAAUGAUUACAGCACCCGAACGGCAACAGCUGGAGACCCUCAAGCACAACGUCAACAAGAUCGAUGCCAGUGAAAAUCAAGUGGACGAAACCAUCUUUAUUUUGGAAUCCUACAUCAACAGCACCAUCAGGCGCUGAGCCAUCGGCUGGAGCUCAAAAAAUCCCAUCUUCUAAUUUUUAAAGUCUGAUUUGUUUUGUUUUCAUAUAAAGAUGAUUUAUUUUUAAAAAAAAAAAAUUCCUGCCUUCAUGCGGUGGUACUUUUUGAUGAAGGAAACGUGUGAAUUGAAAGUAUAAAAAUAGUCCUUGAUUUAUGUCUGAUCGUUUAAUGACGGCUCAAAGCUAUAGCGGCCUUGAAAAAGCGAUGUACAAACCUGUAUUCGCGCUUAGCAACUUUUGUAGUACCCCGUGGUCACAUAAACGUUCAUCAUUUGGAUGCUUGGCAACGGCUCACAUUUACAAUUGCAAUCCAACUCCCCUGCAUGAGCAGGGGAGUCUAUACCAGGGGUGUCAAACUCGUGGCCCGUGGAUCGGAUGCGUCACACCCCCCCCCCAGUUUAGGGAAGGGGGGGAAGUCACGAUACGUCACGUGACGACGUGAGUUUGACACCCCCGGUCUGUAUCAUUUCAGUGGCUGUCCUGUCUUUUCUUGAAAGCCUCCAGCGAUGAAGCAUGCACAACUUCUGGUGGCAAGCAGUUCCACUGGUUAAUUGUCCUCGCCGUUAGGAAAUUUCUCCUUAAUUCCAGGUUGCUUCUCUCCUUGGUUAGUUUCCACCCGUUGCUUCUCGUCCUGCCCUCAGGUGCUUUGGAGAAUAGCUUGACCCCCUCCUCUUCGUAUUGAUGUUGAAAGACUGCUAUCAUGUCACCCCUAGUCCUUCUUUUCUUUAAACUAGCCAGACCCAAAUCCUGCAACCUGUUCUUUGUAUGCCACAAAGAAGAGGGAGUCGGGCUGUUCUCC